Messenger RNA from Jaminaea rosea, 1150 nucleotides. RefSeq lists its product as hypothetical. The coding region runs from base 335 to 1039 and encodes 234 amino acids. Lineage: Eukaryota; Fungi; Basidiomycota; Exobasidiomycetes; Microstromatales. The transcript has a single exon. The record is from RefSeq and is a predicted model, not a curated record.
AGCCAUUCAACCAAGGGGGAACGAGGUCAAUCUCAUGUGGGAAGCAGCCAAGCGAUGCGAUUCGAUUCAAGACGUAGUAGCUAUUCAGCAAUAGUCCGCACCACCUUUGUCUUCAGUGUCAAAUUGUCAGCCGCCGGUCAGGCCUGAGUGGGUGGAGCUCGAAUCUUGACAUCUUGAAUCCAUUUCGCUUCCUCGCCUGCACGCCCUUCGCGCUUACCUGACGCUGCACCCUGACCUGGUACUUACCCCGCCCACGCUCCCAUUUCCCCUCUGCGCUCACCCACUCUCCUCCUUCCUUCCUUCCAUCCAUCCAUUCACUUCACGCAAUCACAGAAUGGCCCCCAAGAAGAAGCAAGAACAGAGCAGUGACUCGCCGCAAGCUGCGAAGAGGCAGAAGGUGGAGGAGAGCAAAGGCGAGGACGAGGGGAAGAGCACGUCCGCUGAGCCACGUCGAUCUACUCGUCAAGCUUCUGCCCCCAAGAAGGAGGCACAAGACGAGGCGAAGAAGGCCCAGGACAAGAAGAAGAGCAGCAGCAGCAGCAGCACUGCUGCCAAUAAAGCAAGCAAGGGUGGUGGCAGCAAAGCAGAGAAGGAGAAGGAAAAGUCGGACCGCCCCAACAACGAUGACGACGACGACGUCAAGACGAAACCGGCGUCCAAGUCUUCGAAGUCCACCAACAAAUCCAAGUCCUCCUCCUCCGCCUCCAACUCGAAACAGGAAAACGUCUCCCUUUCAGCCAACAGCGGUUCAGGCUCCAACACAGGGGAUGGGACCUAUGGCUCCAAGCACGAUUCUGCCUCUUCCCCCUCUGGCACUUCUGCUGGGUCCUCCACUCGCCUGCCAGAGGUGGGACAGACGGUCCAGUGGAAAGCUAUGCCCGGUUGGGUGACGGGUCAUGUCGUUGAGAUUGUAAAGGAGCAGAAGAGUGUGGGAGGGAAGAACGUUAAGGCUAGUAAGGAGGAGCCGAGGAUCGCACUGAAGAGUCAUGGUCCGUCAGGGAAGAUUGCGGUGCAUAAGCCCGACGCGGUGUACUUCUAGCAAUGGGGCGAGGGUGUAGCAGAAGGGGAGGGUGACGCGGUUGAAAUAUCGAAGCAUUCUGAGGAGGUUGAGCAACAGGAGGAGAGAGGAGUGUGUGUGUGUGUGUGUGUG